AUGAACAGCGACCUUGUCGGCGAAAAGUGCGAGUUCAAGGUAUAUCGCCAUAAUACAAAGAAAGACGGUAAAAGAGCUGUCGAGGUCCUUUCAAAGCCGUUUGAGAGUCAGACUCUCGACGAACAGGACAGCCCGUAUGCUCUUGUCAUUAAUCGCUACUUUAGCGAGAAGAGCGAGAUUGAGAAGACCACGCUGAAUAUCAAUUCAAGCUGGCUUGUCAGGGUGUUUCGCGAAGUAAUUGGGUCCUACCCGACGGUCCCUGCGGACUUUCAGUCGCCCUUCCAGCUUGAAAGUCCAUUUCAAAUACUACUCCACCAUUGGGAAGAUCUGGAUCGGCGCCGCCAGACUACCCAGAAUGCCGAGGAACGUAUGCAUCUGAAUCUGUUUUUCGAUUUCUUGAACAAUGAGCUUGGAUCCGAGAGAGAGCGACUUCUCGGCAUGAUGCGGAAGAAUCAAAUCACAUUCAAAACAGCAUGGUCUAUCUUCCGUCCAGGCGACCUGGUCUAUACCUCAUUCAUGGGCCAUCCCUGGCUAUUGAGAUGCCAGAAAACAGCCUAUGAGGAGAAUGUGAAAAGGGGCCCCUAUCUGGAGGUCCAUUGCAUUUUCUGCGAUCAGAAUGGUACCAUAGAAGGACAAGCUAAAAAGGUCUUUAAAAUAUACCAGAAAGAGAGCUUUGGAGCCGAAAAUCCCGCGACCAUUACCGAGCUUCCAGUCUACGGGCGGAAGUUUGUUCAGGGACAUGAAGGAUUAGAAGAACGACUUAUUAAACGCGGUCGGAAAUUCUUGUCACUGAAGGGAAUGUCGGUCAAAGCAUACGAUGGGCCGUCCAAAUACCUCAAAGAGCCAUAUCACCGUCUCUAUGACCCAGGCAUGGCUGACUGGCCCGGAGUUUGGCUGCCGUACACUGAGCUAGGAAGAGUUGUUGUGGACCGCAAGACUUUUCAACAGGAGCAGAUCUCGAAUGCGGUCAGUGUGCAGGCACAAGAAGUAGACCCAAUGCUCUGUCCACCUUAUGAAUAUGGCUUUUCUUUGGCUCGAAAGGAAUGGGCGAAGCUCUUGGUUGAUUGCCUUGACGAGAUCAACUGGACCGAGAAUAUCUGGGAUUCCUUGAUUGUUGGUGAUCGCCAGAAAUUGGUGCUUCAGUCAUUAGUGUCUUCCCAUUCCUACCCUGAUGAUGCCCGCGAUCAAAUGCGUCAGAAGGGCAAGGGUCUAGUUGUUCUACUCUACGGUACUCCAGGAUCUGGCAAGACAUUGACGGCAGAGACCGCAGCCGAAGGUACCAGAAAGGCCCUCGUAAUGACUUCUCUUGGAGAGCUUAACAAGGAAGACAGUGCCUGGGCCUUUGAAACCCGUUUGAGGCUCCUUUUGAGAUAUGCCACCUUAUGGAAAGCUGUUGUACUGAUGGAUGAGGCCGACGUAUUCCUUGAAGCCAGAGAUGAUCACGGUGAUAGCAACACGCGAAACGCACUUGUAGCUGUUUUCUUGAAAGAGCUUGAGUAUUUCAGUGGAAUCGUAUUCCUUACAACUAACAGGAUCAAAUCAUUUGACCGAGCUAUGAAAUCUCGGAUUCACCUUGCUCUCGAGUAUACGCCACCCGGUAUUGAGAUCCGCCAGCAACUUUGGGAGCAGAUUCUGAGAUCAAUCCCCCGUGAGGAAAUUGAUAUUGAGCCCGAGGACGCCAUUGAUAACUUUGUGGCAGCCAAAAUCAAUGGCAGAGAAAUUUCUAAUGCAGUGAACACUGCGCGAACAAUUGCUCGAUUUGAGCAUAAGCCUCUCCAGCUGAAGCAUAUUGAGCUGGUACUUGGUGUCUGGAAAGAAUUCGAUGACAGCUUAAAGGCGGCUGCCAAGAAGUCUGGUCCGUCGGAGCAGGGUGGCCGUCUUAUUGAUCGAACAAAUUCCAUUGUUGAAGAGGACAUGAAUGGCUUCAGCUCUUAGGUGAUAGGGCAUGAUUAGGCCUUCGAUAGAUAGAUGACCGUGACACAAAUAAACAUGG
Molecule: messenger RNA, 1993 nt
Organism: Penicillium subrubescens
Lineage: Eukaryota; Fungi; Ascomycota; Eurotiomycetes; Eurotiales; Aspergillaceae
Product: ATP-binding protein
Exons: 3
Coding region: 1-1935 (644 amino acids)
Molecular function (GO): ATP binding; ATP hydrolysis activity
Source: RefSeq, a predicted model, not a curated record